Molecule: messenger RNA, 624 nt
Organism: Protopolystoma xenopodis
Lineage: Eukaryota; Metazoa; Platyhelminthes; Monogenea; Polystomatidea; Polystomatidae
Source: the annotation of a GenBank genome assembly
AUGCGAAUUUUGUCCCACCACAUUGGCUUUUAUGAUUAUCAGCCCUCCACCUAUUCUUGCCUCUGUGUGUCAGAAUCUGGAUUUAUAGCUGCUGGAAGGUGUGAUGGGUCUCUUGAAGUAUACCAAGAUCUCGGAGACCUCUUUCUAAUCUCUCGGAUUCCUCCCGGUAUAUUGUGCUCUGUCGAAUCUCUUGCAUGGCUGGACAAGCGGCUUUUUACAUGUGGCGGAUCAGGUGCUCUUUUGGAACUGAAUAUAAAAAAUGGCCAGAUUAAGGUUGGAAAUGAUGGUGGCUAUAUUUCUGUAAUUCAUGCUACAGAAUCUGAACUUGAGUUGGAAAAAACGCUACCCAAAUUGUGUGGCAAGGUACUUUGCUUGGCAUUGCACAAGAACCAGCUCGCUGCUGGCAGCAAUGAUGGUGUUCUGCGUGUGUUCAAUUGGAAAACGAGCACCAUACUUCAUUCAUUUAAUUUAGAUUCCUGCGAUAAAUCUAAUAAACCCAUCAUUUGGUGUCUUAUUUUCGCCAGGUGCGCGUCUUGUUAUUCUUUAUGGAUGCCUUACGAGACUAUUCUUUAUGUAGCUUUUUCCGUGGCAGCACUUAUAGGCAAAUCUUCCUUAUCCUUGUAG